AUGGUGAUUACAGGCAACAAUGAGGCAGAAAUUAAGAACCUAAAGGCUUUCCUUAGCAGUCAAUUUCGAAUUAAAGAUCUCGGGCCUCUGAAGUAUUUCCUUGGAGUCGAGGUAGCACAAUCAAAAGCUGGAAUCACAAUUUGCCAACGGAAAUAUACACUGGACAUAUUGGAGGAGGCUGGAUUACUUAGUGCUAAACCCACGAAGGUUCCAAUGGAGGCAGAUUUGGUACUAACACCUGCAGCGUAUCGACUUCUUCAAUACCUUAAAGGAGCUCCUGGACAAGAUAGGUCUCGCUGCCCCAUUACACGUCGAUCAGUGACUGGUUAUUGUAUAUUCCUUGGAAACUCAUUGGUGUCCUGGAAAAACAAGAAGCAAGUUACAGUACCUCGUUCAUCCGUAGAAGCGGAGUAUUGA
Prunus armeniaca (apricot) is the source of this 417-nucleotide messenger RNA. NCBI's taxonomy places the organism in Eukaryota, Viridiplantae, Streptophyta, Magnoliopsida, Rosales, Rosaceae. The record is from the annotation of a GenBank genome assembly.